CUCAUCAGUCUGUCUUUCUCUCUCCCCUUCCACCGCCUCUCUCUCACUCCGUCUCCCACUCUCUUUCUCAAAAUCGACAUAACAAAACUUUGACCACCCAAACAUCACCCUCGACUUGGCCAUGGCAGAGCAAAAUUCUUUAUUCCGAUCCCACUCUCACCAUUGAGAACUUCUGCACCCGUCCUUAUUAAUUUGAAUUCCACCAAUUAAGAGAUGAACAGCACAGACCCUUCCCCUAACAAUGGCCUCCUAGGCGCCAAAAACAUCGGUGCGUUCGGCUAUGGCAUCGGGAUUUCUGUUGGUAUCCUCCUAGCCAUCACCACCAUCACCCUUGCCUCCUACUUCUGCACCCACAAUGAUCAGAUGCCCUCCUCCGACCAACCUCAGCGACGCUCGGCCCAACGCUCCGGCCAACACACCGUCACCAUCGAAGAAGGGGUCGACGCGGCCACCCUCCUGAGCUACCCCAAGCUCCUCUACUCCCAAGCCAAGCUUCGCAGCAACGAUUCUACUGCCUCCUGCUGUUCCAUCUGCUUGGCCGACUACAAGAACACCGACGUGCUUCGGCUGCUACCCGGUUGCGGCCACCUCUUUCAUCUCAACUGCGUCGACCCAUGGCUACGCCUGCGUCCUACAUGUCCCGUCUGUCGAACAUCGCCGAUUCCUACUCCGCUCUCAACUCCGUUGGCCGAAGUUGUCCCGUUGGCAAGCAGGCGGGAAUAAGAUAGCGCAAAACCAAUUCAUGGGACGAUCCGUAUUGACACCUCCUUUGUUUUCUUUUUCUUUGGUUCUUUCUCCUUUACAACAUUCAUUUAAGUUCUGUAUCUGUUAUACUGUCAAGUACAAUCGAUUCUGAUGGGUUUCAUUUAAGAAUCUGAGAUCCUGUAGAACGUAGAACCAGCACUUCAGUAGAAGAUUGAGGCAACCAUACAGUUCGAGAUCAAUUUAAUUAGAAAAGGGUGAUUAGCGCAGCUUCGGUGAGAGUCACUGGCUAAUUAACAGAACUGAUGCUGAGUUCUGAAAGAUGGAAACAAGAUUACACCCAACCAAGUACUCAGAAAGGUGAUCUAAGAGGAGGGGCUGAAAGAGUUUCUGACUCUAAUCAAGAAGUUUCAAUGGAGAGAGAAGGUCGAAGUUUCAUCCCAUGGAGAGCAAAUACUGUAAGUUUCUGACUCCACUGGAACUUAUGCUUAACAGGUUGGAUUCCACAUCGAAAUCUCAACUAUCAAACGAGCAGUAGGUCCAGUACAAAGUUUGUGGACAUAAUAAUUGGAAUAUGCAAUCAACUGGGGAAGUCAUGAAAUGUUGUUCCAGCUGGAGGCGUUGACAUUUACAUGCAAUUCAGAGAUUGUAAUGGAGAAUCUCUUAUCUGAAGGCAGUAUGUUUUAUUAUUAGAUCGA
This is a messenger RNA of Nelumbo nucifera (sacred lotus), 1400 nucleotides long. Its product is annotated as RING-H2 finger protein ATL70-like. The record is from RefSeq and is a predicted model, not a curated record. NCBI's taxonomy places the organism in Eukaryota, Viridiplantae, Streptophyta, Magnoliopsida, Proteales, Nelumbonaceae.